Molecule: messenger RNA, 2112 nt
Organism: Stylophora pistillata
Lineage: Eukaryota; Metazoa; Cnidaria; Anthozoa; Scleractinia; Pocilloporidae
Product: hemicentin-2-like
Source: RefSeq, a predicted model, not a curated record
UCAUCGACAAAGAUUUAGCUUGUAACAAAAUUUCUACAAUAUGUACAUUUCUUGGAGUCUUAUUGUACUCUAUCAGUCCAUUUCAUCGUUCCUAGUGCACAGAUCCGAAGGUGCUGUGAUUGAGAUACCCACGAAUUCUGCAAGGAGGGUUACUGCAAGAAUCUACCAGAGAGUGUUCCUAGAGUGCUCUGUAUUCAGCGAUCAAGAAGGUGUGACAGAUAUCGAUUGGUAUCGCUGCUCUACCAAUGAUUGCGAUGGUAAAUGGAACAAAAAUUGGAUAGCGCAAGUUCAAAAUAUGAGAAAUACAGAUGUCGUUAACUCAAGCUUUGAAGUUUACACUAACGGAACAUUAGUUAUUGAGAGGGUUCUUCCAGUGGAUGAUGAAAAAUUAUUCAUCUGUGUUGCCCAUAGAAAGCAUGUGGAGAGAAAACAAUCCAACACGAUCAUCAGUGUUGCCAAAGAAAAGCCACAGUUAAUAUUAGAGAGUUCUACAACGCUUCAUGUAAUGGAAGGAAAGGACCUUCAUUUGAAUGCUAGGGUCCAAGGCUAUCCUUUCCCCAGGGUUACUUGGAGUCAUCAUGGGCAUCUCCUUAAGGAUACGUCGAAUGUCCAUUCGGAAACAAGUCUUAAAAUUCCCAACGUCAAGGUAUCUGAACGCGGACUGUACACCUGUUACGCCGAGAAUCCAUUCGGAAAUGAUUCCCUCAUCGUAAACGUUCGUGUUGAAGGUCAGCCGAAGACGACGACAACAGAAUCAGAUCAACCGCUGACAACAACCACAGAAUCAGAUCAACCGGUGACAGCAGCCACAGAAUCAGAUCAGCCGGUGACAGCAGCCACAGAAUCAGAUCAGCCUGUGACAAAAACCACAGAAUCAGGGGGCUCAAGUUCCACCGGCGGGUUCAUUGCUGCAAUAGUGUUCGCUGUUCUGUUGUCCGUCGUCUUAAUAAUCUUCUGCCUUCCAAUUAAAUAUCGUAGAGCAAUUAUAGUGCAGUUGAAGGGUCUCCUUCGGAGAUGCGUAUCUAGAAGAUAGUCAGUAGAGCUCUUAAUUACGACGAAUUAUUUGCUGCCAUUUUGUGAGUAUUUUUAAGGAAAGUGUAAAAAUGCAUUGAUUUUCCUGUCUAUACUUGGUAAUUUGAUCAUUUGCUUUCUUCUUUAUCCCUUUUCACGAAGAAGAGUACAAAUAACGUGCGAGUUGCGAACAAAUCUGCAAUGGAUGAUAGGGCCGAGUGAAGUACAAUUCGUAUGAGUAAUAGGACUUCUUGCAAUCAAAAAAUUCUUCUGACAGCCAAAUUGGACUCGGCCUACGGCCUCCUUCAGGUUUGGCUGUCCCCGAAUUUUUUCCCAUCCAACUAUUUCUAAAAUUGGACAAGCAUAUAGUUCUCUUACCUAUGGUGGAGCUAUGUAGCUAGUCAGUUGUAAUCGGGCAUUGCUUAGUCUAGCUAUUAUUCUUUAGUUUUAUAAAACUACCACAGCGAAAGCCAAGAGGAAAAAGCAACUUCUUUCCUUGGUUAGUCUCUUUCACAGCAGUUGUUUGGUGGAAUAAAGCUUAUCAGCGCGUUGCGUGACGAGUCCAAACAACGGUCACGAAAUAUAGAAGUACGUGUCGAUUAAAAGUUUAUCUCUAUCCUUAAGCUUCUCUAAACGAUUGCAAAACUUUGUAACUUCUAUCAUUUUUGUUGUUUACGCGUCAGAGAAUGCACGCCGGAAAGUAUAACGGCAUCGCUACAAAUAUUAACCCCGACGCGUGUCUGAUUGGUUGUAAUUAUUUUUUUCUCGAAAGGUCACUCUGUUGUUUCACAAAUGAUUUUAUUUUAUUCAAAUUUGAGUUCAUGGAAAAAAAGUCGAAUUUCAAAUACCUAAUACGACAUUACUGAGAUUAAGAUCCACGUUUACGUGAAUGGCAAACGGCAUGCAAAAAUCGAAAUUUCGCCAACUAGCUUUUGCCUUGCAGCCCUUAAUUUGCAUAAUAAUGUGAAAUUAUUUACAUUAAAUUUGAAUGAGAUAUUUUUCCAUUUUUAUCUACGAAAAACUCCUUUUUAGUAGUGACAAGAAGAUGGAGCGAGAUCAGAAUUAGAUCUCAUGACGAGCUUUGCCCACCAAAAAAAUUUA